Molecule: messenger RNA, 1665 nt
Organism: Candidozyma duobushaemuli
Lineage: Eukaryota; Fungi; Ascomycota; Pichiomycetes; Serinales; Metschnikowiaceae
Gene: TPO3
Product: spermine transporter
Exons: 2
Coding region: 1-1665 (554 amino acids)
Biological process (GO): spermine transport; transmembrane transport
Cellular component (GO): fungal-type vacuole membrane
Molecular function (GO): spermine transmembrane transporter activity
Source: RefSeq, a predicted model, not a curated record
AUGAGCAGUCUGGAAUCAUUAAACUCGCUGGACUAUGUUCCACAAAAACUUACCGCAGAUUCGGAAGAGCGGUCCCCCAGAAGCCUGGACCUUGCUAGAACUAGAACAGAAACAGCUCAGUCACUUAAGGAGCUUGGUUUGAAUGAGGAGGUUCCCCAGCAAGACUUCAAUUUACCUCCUGUUGAGGAUCCCGUCUUUCCGGAAGAAUACACCCUCGAAACACCUACCGGUUUGGUUCCAGUGGAUAGGCUUCAAAGCAUCGGAAGAACCAAACUGAGAGCCAGCCAGUCUACAGCUAAGUCGGAACCCAAGGAGCUAGAUCCGGAGAUCGAGCUUUGGUUCUAUACCUUCAUCUACUCAUGGGCCGUCAUUUCUGCUGCUUACGGAUCAUCUUCUUUAGCUGGAGGUCUUGGCCUCAUCAGUGAAAAAUACCAUGUUUCUAACGAGGUUGCUGUGUUGACGGUGUCGUUGAUGGUGAUCGGGUUUCUUGUGGGUCCCUUGCUUUGGGCUCCGCUUUCUGAACAAAUCGGCAGACGUCCAGUGUACUUUAUCAGUUUUGCGCUCUACACAUUAUUCAAUGUCCCCGUGGCGCUUUCGCCUAACAUUGGCGGUGUUCUUGUAUGCCGUUUCCUUCUAGGCGUUUUUGCAUCUUCUGCCUUGACAAAUGUCGGUGCAUCUUUGGUAGAUAUGCACCUUGGAACCAGAGGUAUGGCUAUUGCUAUUUUCUCAUUCUGUCCAUACUCGGGCCCAGUAUUUGGUGGUAUUGUCAACGGCUUCAUUCUGGUCGACACGGGAAGAUACGAUUUGAUGGUUUGGGUGAAUAUGGCAUUUGCAGGCGUCAUGUGGAUCGCCAUGGCCUUUAUUCCUGAAACCUAUGCUCCGGUGAUUUUAAAGAAAAGGGCCCAGCGUCUCCGGAAAGAAACGGGAAACAACAGGAUCAUGACUGAACAGGAGGCCACUCCAAUGACUUUCUCAGAAAUGUUGAACAACAACUUGUACAGACCCAUCAAGUUCUGCUGGCAGGAACCGGUGCUUGUUCUUGUUUGUGCUUUUGUUGCGCUUAUUUACGCCUUGCUUUAUGCCUUUUUCUUUGCAUACCCGGUGAUUUUUGGCGAACUUUAUGGAUACAAGGACGACAAAAUCGGCCUCAUGUAUGUUCCUAUCUUGAUAGGUGCUAUUUUAGCCGUGGUGGUCACCCCGGCUUUGGAAAGAAGAUACUUGGCCAUGAGCAAAAGAAGAACCCCAACUCCUGAAGACAGGCUUGUGGGUGCCAUGAUUGGUUCUCCUUUCCCUUGCAUCGCUUUAUUCAUUUUGGGUGCCACCUCGUAUAAGCACAUCAUCUGGGUUGGUCCCGCAUCCUCAGGCAUUGCGUUUGGCUUUGGAAUGGUGUUGAUCUACUAUUCAUUGAACAACUACAUCAUCGACACCUACGCCAAGUACGCCGCAUCGGCUUUGGCGACAAAGGUGUUCUUGAGAAGCGCAGGCGGUGCCGCUUUCCCCUUAUUUAUCACCCAAAUGUACCACACUUUGGGCUUGCAGUGGGCUUCAUGGUUGCUUGCGUUCUUGUCGUUGGCCAUGAUAGUCGUGCCAUUCAGUUUUUAUAGAUUCGGUGGCUCGUUGAGGGCAAAGCUCUGCAAAGAGGAUUACUCCGCCCGUCUCGGUUAG